AUGGGAAAGAUAAUCUUCUAUGAGGACAGAAACUUCCACGGUCGCUCCUAUGAGUGCAGCUCUGACUGUUCUGAGCUAAACUCCUUUUUUAGCCGCUGCAACUCCAUCCGUGUGGAGAAUGGAAACUGGAUGCUCUAUGAACAUCCCAACUACAGGGGAAACCAAUAUUUCCUGAAAAGGGGAGAGUAUCCUGACUUCUCUCACUGGACAAGUCACAAUGACUCCAUUAGAUCUUGUCGCAUUAUUCCACAGCACCAGGGCACAUUCAGGAUCAGGAUCUAUGAGAAGGAAGACUUCAAUGGAGCAAUGCUGGAAUUUACAGAAGAUUGUGCACAUGUACAUGAAGAGUUCAGACAUCAUGAUAUUUAUUCCUGCAAUGUUCUGGAAGGCCACUGGAUUUUCUAUGAAGAACCCAACUAUAGGGGGCGCCAGCAUUAUCUGAGAUCUGGAGAGUACAGGAGAUACUCUGACUGGGGUGCAACUAACUCCAGAGUUGGCUCUUUCAGAAGAGUUCAGGAAUUCUAUUAA
This is a messenger RNA of Nanorana parkeri, 528 nucleotides long. Its product is annotated as gamma-crystallin 1-like. The record is from RefSeq and is a predicted model, not a curated record. NCBI's taxonomy places the organism in Eukaryota, Metazoa, Chordata, Amphibia, Anura, Dicroglossidae. The transcript is spliced from 3 exons. Gene Ontology annotation, biological process: visual perception; lens development in camera-type eye. Gene Ontology annotation, molecular function: structural constituent of eye lens. The coding region runs from base 1 to 528 and encodes 175 amino acids.